GCCGCGGGCGCGGAGCCCGCCCGGCCCCGGCAGCGGAGCCGCGGCUGCCGUGGGGCCAUGGCCCUGCUCCCGCGGCGCUUCCUCUGCUUCGUGCUGGCCCAGCACUUCAUCGCGGCCACGGCGUGCCAGGAGGCCGACUACGGCUGGAUGAUCCGCCACUACUGCCUCAAGGACUUCCAGGACAGCAUGGAGGGCAUCGGCCAGCGCCUCUGGUGUGACUGGGGCGAGACCAUGGGCACCUACGGGGAGCUCACCAACUGCACGGCGCUGAUCGCCGAGAAGCUCGACUGCUACUGGCCCAACCGGCUGGUGGACGAGUUCUUCGUGGCCGUGCACAGGCAAUACUUCAGGAACUGCUCGCCGUCGGGCCGGGCGCUGCACGACCCCCCGAACGGCGUGCUGUGCCCCUUCAUCGUGCUGCCCGUGCUGGUGACGCUGCUGAUGACGGCGCUGGUGGUGUGGCGGAGCAAACGCAGCGAGGGCAUCGUGUAGGGGCGGCGCGGCCGGCAGGGGAGGGGCGGGCGGGACUCCCCUGGAGCUCGGGAGGAGCCGGCCGGAGGAGCAGCGCCGAGCCCCGGGGCAGGGACGGCGCCGCCGCCGCUGCUCCUCCGCCCGUGUGCCCGCCGGUCCCGCUCAGUGGCCCUGAAGCGGCGGUGCUGGCGGAGCGCCGCUCGCCCCGCGCCGGCCCGGCUCUGCUCCGCCGCUCCCCUCCCGGCAGCGAGCGCCGAGCAGGGGAAUUUCGAAGGGAAAAAACCGCAGGGGCGUGUGGGGAGCUGAAAUCCUGCCAGCCCCGCGGCGCCAGCGUGGCAUCGACAGCGUGAGACCAGCGGGUCUGGGUGUGCCUGAACAUCCUCGGCUUCCCCCACGCGUGGAAAGGCAUCUUCUCCCCCCGCCACAAGGACCGCGUUCUGCCUGGGAGGUGGGGAACAACGUGGGGAGGAGUGGCGCCGCUGCUGCCCUGGGGCUACUAACAAGGAAUGGGAAUAAGGUGCUUUUCCUACCUAAAUAAAUAAACACGAAUAAACGAGG
Lonchura striata (white-rumped munia) is the source of this 1029-nucleotide messenger RNA. It is a transcript of the gene RAMP1, whose product is annotated as receptor activity modifying protein 1. The record is from RefSeq and is a predicted model, not a curated record. Gene Ontology annotation, cellular component: membrane; cell surface; signaling receptor complex. NCBI's taxonomy places the organism in Eukaryota, Metazoa, Chordata, Aves, Passeriformes, Estrildidae. Gene Ontology annotation, biological process: G protein-coupled receptor signaling pathway; calcium ion transport; cellular response to hormone stimulus. Gene Ontology annotation, molecular function: coreceptor activity.